Molecule: messenger RNA, 1232 nt
Organism: Abrus precatorius (Indian licorice)
Lineage: Eukaryota; Viridiplantae; Streptophyta; Magnoliopsida; Fabales; Fabaceae
Product: ethylene-responsive transcription factor-like protein At4g13040
Exons: 7
Coding region: 331-1044 (237 amino acids)
Biological process (GO): regulation of DNA-templated transcription
Molecular function (GO): DNA-binding transcription factor activity; DNA binding
Source: RefSeq, a predicted model, not a curated record
AAACCAAACCAAACUACCAACGCAGCAGGCAAAACAGCAGCAGCAGCUACGUCCACUCUCUCUCUCUUCACCCCCUCUGUCCACCACCCUUCCACAUAAGACACGCAGAACACACACAACCUUGUCUGGGAGAAAAACAAAACCAAACAUCAAAAAGGUGGUAGAUACAUAGGUCACAACAAAAUACAUAUAUGUCACACCACCACCUCUGCGAUACACUGUUUUUUAUUUUUUAAGAAGUGGGUACCAACAAUGGCUUAUUUCAGUCUCAAGGAAAUUAAUCAUCGUACUCUGAUAACUUGGUAAGUAGAUUGGAACUAACAAGUAACAAUGGUGAGCUUGAGAAGACGCAGACUUUUGGGACUAUGCUCAGGAAACAAUUCAUUUGUCACUCCACUUCCUCUAUACUGUGAGAAUCUAACUGGUGAUGCAAAUUCAAGUCAGCAGGCUAAACCUAAGAGCGAACAAUCUGUUGUUUCUGAUAUUGCAAGCAUCCUGGACAGUAACACUACUGUGAAAGUUGAAUCAGGUUCAUCAAAUGUGUCUGGUUCUAGCUCGUCCAAAGAGCAACAACCUAGUCAACAAAGCACAGGGCCACCUGUUAAACGCAGAAGGCGACAUUCAAGAAGACUUGUCCAUAAUCAAGAAACAUGCUUCCUGAGAGGGGUCUAUCUUAAAAAUAUGAAGUGGCAGGCAGCCAUAAAAGUGGACAAGAAACAGAUCCACCUGGGGACUGUUGGAUCACAGGAAGAAGCUGCUCACUUAUACGACAGGGCUGCUUUCAUGUGUGGGAGAGAGCCCAAUUUCGAGCUACCGGAGGAAGAAAAGAGAGAACUGUGUAACCUCAAAUGGGAAGAAUUCUUGGCAAUAACUCGGCAAGCGAUCGCCAGUAAAAAGCAAAAGAAAACGCAGAGUCCUGGACCACAAAAUAGGAAUGAGGAACCUUCAUUGCUCAAAGGUGAUCGCAACAUUAAGCAAGGAGUUAGUGGUGUCUCUGCUAGCGAAGAUGCAGAGAAAGAAACUACAUUCUCUAGAAAUACAUGAUUCAAGAAUGAAGCAAGAGGAUGAAACCUCCAGUUCUAAGAGUUUAGAUUUAGUUACUUGAUUCGUUUUCAAUUUCAUUAACCCAAUAAACUGUACAUGACUCAAGUUUAUAGCUAUUAGCUAUUUUUUUUCCCCUGCGGUGGAAAAUGAAGAUACAUUUCUUUAUUUUAGUACAUGGUUUAUUGAGU